This is a messenger RNA of Schistosoma spindalis, 9889 nucleotides long. The record is from the annotation of a GenBank genome assembly. NCBI's taxonomy places the organism in Eukaryota, Metazoa, Platyhelminthes, Trematoda, Strigeidida, Schistosomatidae.
GAUUCGUUUGAUUGACCUUAUGUUUGAGCGGAAUUUCAAGCCACUGGACUACACGGUCAGUCGUAGGCUUUUAGAUUCAAUGUUGUCGAAGUAUGAAGUUAGUCAGGUUUUCUACCAUAUCUAUUCGUGGUAUGACAUGCAAUUCAUGUGUCCAGCUUAUUGAAUCAGUCAUCAGCAAGCAGUUCGAUGUGAUUUUUGUCAACAUCUCACUUAAAUCUGAGCGCGCGAUUAUUAUCUACGAUGAAGAAAGCAGUAUUACUCCUGAGUGUCUUGCAGCCACCGUCAAUAAUAUGGGUUUUGAAGCAGAACCAUUUUAUGAAAGGGAGACAUUUCCUGAAUGUUUAGAUAAAACCAAUGGUAAAGCUUUAGAGACGUGUUUAUAUGUUGAAGACCUCAUUUCCACUGACUGUGAAGAUAGGAUUAAUCAAUCUCUUGUAUGUUUGCCUAAUUUAGUCACUUUUCGGAUUAAUACAUCAUCUUCUACUGUAGAAAUAUGGCAUUUACAGCAAGUAACAACAUCUGAUUUAAUAGAUUGUAUCAGUAAGGCAGGAUUUAAAGCUAUUACGAAACCUCAAACAGUGUCUAUGUGCACAAACGUUUCAACUUCAAAUAACAGUAGAACUCCAUCAAUGAAAUCUGAACGUCUGUCAACUAUUCAUCUAUCUAGCAAAGCAAAUUUGCAAAGUUUUCAUCAAAAUCUUUUGAUUGUCAAAGUUGACGGAGUAAUUAACACUAUUAAAUUCCAUGAACUACUUCAAGCAUAUCAUGAUUCCAUGAAUCUUUCAAACUGUGAUUUGCAUGUUUUGGCUUCGUCUCAGAAUGGAAUGUUGUUAACUGUUAAUAUUUUAUCUCCUAUUCCUUGUGACUCUUCAAAUAAAGGUGUUCGGUUAGUUACAGUUGAUUUAAUGAAACAAAUUUCCGACUUUUUAACUUCUAAACAAUAUCCAGCUGCUCAGAUAAAGUUACUUAAUUCAGUUACAAAUAAUUCUGAAGUGUAUAGUGUUUCUAAUCAUGGUGAUCAAAAUGCGACAAAUGAUCACCCUUCUAGAGACUAUACAAGUAAACUGAAUAGUUAUGAAAUCACUGUUUCCAUAUACGGAAUGCAUUGCCAUUCAUGUGUACGAAAAAUCGAAUCGUAUUUCAACGAAGAAUCAGUUAAGCAACUAUACAAUUUGAAGAAUUGUUGUGUUUCACUAUCAGAUAAAGAGGGUAAAUUCACACUGGAGAAUUCAAAGGUACAAGCGUUAACCCAGGAUGAUUUGGUUCACAUCACUUCUGAUCUAUUGGAGAUUAAUGUUGACAAAAUACAUUUAGAAUUACAAAAGCUUGGUUUUCAAACAUCAUCUGUUACAAGUAAUUCAACAAAUAUGGACAUUCUUCCUUCUGAUCAAAAUGAUCAACUACAACUUGCAACUACAGUAAAUUAUUUAUCUGAAGUUCCAUUAAACGAUUAUCUACCUAAUACUAUUCCAUAUUCAUCGUCAUCAUCAUUACUAUUAUCUAAAAAGAAUUUGUGCACAAAUCCUACUACUACCACUACUACGUUAUCCAACUCCAAUGGUCAUCUAUCGACAUCCUUAUCAUAUCAAAGUAAAGGAAUAAAUUUAAAUGUACAUUAUGAGAAAUGUUAUUUAAAUGUUACAGGAAUGACUUGUAGUUCAUGUGUACAUAUUAUUGAACAGAAUUUAUUAAAAUUAAAAGGUGUUCACUCUGCUUUGGUUGCAUUAAUUGCUAUGAAAGCAGAAAUCGUCUAUGAACCUACUUUAAUCACUGUUAAACAAUUAAUUAAAAAAAUUGAAGAAUUAGGUUUUUCUGCAACAUUGUUAGAACAACAUGAUAAUUUACAUGGAAAUACUGGACGGGGAACUAUUCAUUUCACGAUCCAUGAACUAUCAGCUAAUCCUUCUGAAUACACAACAAUUGAAUCCACAUUAAACAAAUCUAAAGGUGUAUAUAGUGCUGCUUUAGACUCAAAAACCAAAUGUCUUCGUAUUGUAUAUAAUCUGAAUGAAAUUGGACCUCGUGAUCUAAUAAAACAAAUUGAAAAUUUAGGUUAUCAACCAGUUUUAUGUCGACCUGAACAGAAUUUGCAUGAAUCAAGUUCCUUACUUAGAUGGCGUAGUUCAUUUUAUUUCAGUUUAGUUUUUGCUAUUCCUACAAUGAUGACUAUGAUUAUUUUCAUGUUAUUAUGGCCACAUUAUGUACCAGAAAGUUGUCCAGUACAUUUUCGUGAAAUAUCGAUUAAUGGACAACAACAACAGAACCUUCUAAAUUAUUCGAAUAUUACAAAUGAACAUACAAUACACUAUUUUACUACGCCUAUGAUAAUACCUGGAUUGUCAGUUGAAAAUAUGCUAAUGUUUUUAUUAGCCACACCAAUACAGAUAUUUGGUGGUCGUUAUUUUUAUAUUCAUGCAUACAAAUCAUUAACACAUGGUAUAGCAAAUAUGGAUGUUUUAAUUGUAAUAGCUACAACGAUUGCAUAUUUAUAUUCUGUCGUUAUUUUAUUAAUUGCAAUAUUGAAUCGCUGGCAGCAUAGUCCACGUACUGUAUUUGAAACAUCACCAAUGUUACUCGUGUUUGUUUCAUUAGGUCGUUGGUUAGAGCAUAUUGCAAAGGGGAAAACAUCCGAAGCGCUUACUAAAUUACUCUCCUUACAUGCCAAAGAAGCUACUCUUAUUGACUUAUCACCAACAGAAAAACAGAAAUUAGAAGAUACCUUACAACAGCAAACAAAAAAUUUACCGACAAAUUUAUUUACUAGUGGAAUUGAAAAACGUAUCCCAAUUGAAUUGGUUCAUCAAAACGAUAUCAUCAAAAUUCUUCCGGGUGAAAAAGUUCCUGUCGAUUCGCUCAUUUUAAUUGGAUCCACAUCAUGUGAUGAAUCGUUGAUUACCGGAGAAAGUAUGCCAGUUGUAAAAAAACCAGGAUCAGAUUUGAUUGGUGGUUCUAUCAAUCUAGCUAGUAUUGUAUGGGCCAAAGCAACUCAUGUCGGUGAGGAUUCAGCCUUGUCUCAAAUCGUUCGUCUUGUUGAAGAGGCACAAACUUCGAAAGCACCAGUACAACAGCUUGCAGACAAGAUUGCUGGUUAUUUUGUUCCAUUUAUUUGUUUAGUGUCAUUGACAGUUUUUAUUUUAUGGAUCACUUUAGGCUUCUUGGUACCAACAACCAUAAAAGGCUAUGAACCUGGUUGUUCCAUUCCCCUGUUAGCUAUUGAUCAUGCGUUUCGUAUGGCUAUCACUGUAUUAACCAUAGCUUGUCCAUGUGCUCUUGGCUUAGCCACACCAACAGCGGUGAUGGUAGCUACCGGGACUGGUGCAUUAGCUGGUAUAUUAAUAAAAGGUGGUCAACCGUUAGAGAAUAUGCACAAAUUAACUACAAUAUUAUUUGAUAAAACUGGAACAAUCACUCAAGGUCGACCACAAGUUAUCCGUAUUGUCAUGUUUAUACCACCUAGUGGUGAAAUGGAGAGAUUCACAGAAGUAAACAAAAACCAAUCACCAGAUCAAAGUUCACCAUUAUCAAUCUCUUCAUAUAAACCUCAAAUCUGUUCAAACAUAUCACCUAGUCGAUUUUUAUACCUUAUCGCCAGUGCCGAAUCAACAGUACAACAUCCUGUUGCAAAUGCCCUACUUAUUAUAGCACGUACAUUUCGUCGAUUUGCAUUAUCAUUUAAUUCAAAUGAAUUAUUACUAAAUACAUCAAAAGAAGGUCUAAAUUAUCAGAAUACUUAUAAUAGCAAAAUGAAUUAUGAUUUAUCUAAUGACUUUGCAAAGAUUUCCCAAAUUAGAACUUCAUCUGGACUAGGUGUUCAAUGUAGUGUUGAUCUAUUACCGUAUGAUUGUCCACCAGGUCCGGCAUUGCCGAAACCUUUAGAUGUUAGAAGUAGUAAUAGUUUUAGCAAUCAGUAUACUGAAUUAGAUAUUAAUGCAGCAUUACAAAUGAAAUUAACUUACAUAUCAUGUAUGUGGCCGACAAAAAAUACGCCUUCCACUGAGAAUAAUCUUGUUGAUGGGGAUCAUAAUGAAUUUAAUAAUAACAAUAAUAAUAAUUUUCAAAAGUUUAAUGAUUUGUUGUCUGAUCAAUCUAUGACAUAUCCGGCUAGUUCUCAUUCCACAGUCAAUGAAUUAAAUGAAUAUCAGGUAUUAGGCGAUUGUAAAGAAGGUGUACAACAGGAAAUUAGUAUAAACAAUAAUAUCAUCACUUCUCAACAGCAACAACAAAGACACUUUUUAAAUGGAUCAGAAAGAAUUGAAUGGGCAGACUCCACUAAAGGUGGUGUUCAUUCUGUACUGAUUGGUAAUCGUGAAUGGCUAAAACAAAACAACGUAAUAUUGCCCAUCAUUUUAUCUAAUGAAUACCUGCCGGAUGGACGUGAAUCAAAUCGUCAAACUACUGGCUAUUGUAACAUCCCAACAUUGGACUCAUUAGUUGCAGCUGAUGAGUCUCAAGGUCACACUGUUGUUUAUGUCGCCAUUGAUAAUAUUCUAGUCGGUCUAGUAACAAUUUCUGAUCCAAUUAAACCGGAAGCUGAUUUAAUCGUUGCUGCACUACGUCAUCGUGGUAUACGUGUAGCUCUAUUAACUGGUGAUAAUUAUCGUAGUGCUAAUGCAGUCGCACAACAAAUCGGUAUUGAUGAAGUCUAUGCUGAAGUGUUACCUGGUCAUAAAGCGGAUAAAAUAAAAGAAUUACAAAAUUGUACAACUGUUCGUAGAAGAAAUAAGAGAAAUUCUACUAUGAUGUCGAUGACGAAGAUAAGAAAUAAAAAACAGAAUAAAAUGAAAACGAAAGAUUGUAUUUCAAAUAAUACUGGUUGUGUAACUAACACCGUAGGAGAUGAACCGAAUCGUCAAAUCUUCAAUUCGAAAAUAUCAAAUAAACCAAAUCAUUCCAAACUUAAAUCAUUAAAGAAAACAAUUCCAAAUAAUAAUAACAGUAAUGGUAAUUCAUCUUGUCAUAUAGAAAAUGAAUUGAAUUUAUCCAAUGAAGAAUUAUCUGAUGAUGAAUUUAAUCAUACUAUUCAAAGUACACAUGGUAAAUAUCAUGAAAAAUCUAUAAAAAAUACUUUAUCUAUUAAACAAUUCAUUAAACAAUGUAUUAGGGUGAUAUGUUGUUUUACUAGUCAACAUUAUAAUUAUUAUUCUAAUAUUGUAAAAUCAUCAAAUUCUUUAAGAAAACAUCAAAAUAAUUCUUUUCAUCAACGUCAAAUAGAACGUCAUCAUAAAAUGAAAUAUCGAAAAAAUAAUUUACGUGUAUCACUUACAAAAUCUCAACGUCAGUAUGUUGCAAUGAUUGGUGAUGGUGUUAAUGAUAGUCCAGCAUUGGCUCAAGCAGAUGUUGGUAUAGCUAUUGGUUGUGGUGCAGAUGUUGCUGUUGAAACUGCUGAUGUUGUACUUAUACGUAAUUCAUUAAUUGAUGUAGUUGGUGCUAUUGAUUUAUCGAAAAAAACUGUACGUCGAAUACGAUGUAAUUUUAUCGCUGCUACAUUAUAUAACCUGAUAGGAGUACCUGUUGCUGCAGGUUGUUUAAUGCCAUUCGGCAUCGAAUUAACACCAUGGUUUGCAUCAGCUGCAAUGGCAGCUUCAUCUCUUUCUGUCAUAUUUCUUUCAUUACUUUUAAAACGUUGGCAAAAACCAACACCAGCAUCUCUUAUCUGUCCAGAAUAUGUGAAAUUCCUUAAUUCACGAUCAUAUGAAGCUAAGGUAAUACUUUAAUUGGGUAGUAAGAAUAAUUAUUCAUUGUUAUUUUUUGUCGUUAAUUAUUAUUAGCUUGGCAUAUUCAACAAUAAGUGGUACACAUCACCUUACCUCAUAGAUUUCGGUUAUCGAUCGUAAGAUGUGGAAGUACAUAUGAAACCAUUUACAAAAGCACUGCGUACAAUUGACCUCGAAAAGUUGUUCCUUGAGUUCUGUGGGCAUGUUUCCAGGUUCUAAAGACUACCAACCCUAAUCUAGUUUCCUUCCCAAUUCUCUCAAAAAGAAGUAUCUUUUCAGGGUGAAAGCAACAGCUAAAUAACAAUCUCACUCAUGUUUUUGACUAUACUCGAGAUCACUUAGAAUCUUUGAUGGCAAUCAAUGGCGAACAAAUUUCAGUGAAAUUUGGAUCCAGAUCUUUUUUAUCAGGCUUCUCACCGUACUUUUAAAGUAAAAUACAGUUAUGCAAGACAAUUUUGAUGUAAAAGAACGAUGGAAAUAUUUUCUCCUUUCACGAUAUACUACCAUAACACAAUAAUAGGUCUGGAGGACCGAAAUUAGACUACCAUCAAGCUGAAUUCUCGAUCGAUGGGCUGUACACAGACUAGAUCACGUUAUAUCAGAUAUAUGAUUUUAUUAAUUUAUUUGAACACAUAAACAUUGGUACAAGGUGGCACCAAAUAUAUAUGCGCUACACAAUGGCAAUGAGACCAGUAUCAGUUAUCGUUGAUUUGUGUGAGGACUGUGAUACUGCCCGGACACUCGAACAGAGGCAGGUGGUUUUCUUAGGUACCUAAACCCCGAGCGUUUGACCUAGAGGUCUAAUCCACAAAGUAGUGGGGGAACGUAAGGAGAUGCAACCCCAUGGCAACAGAUGAACAACGAUUGGUUCAUACACCAUUUGUUCCUUCAGGAUCUUGGAGCCCAUGUGCACCAUUGAUUUGGAAUCAGGGUUUUCCAACUCCGCUAUGUGGAUCUUCCAAAUCCACCAACAUGGUUAAAGCGCCGUACAUUCUAUUUUCGUCCUCUCAAUUCCUCAAAAAAAAACAGUACUGCCACGAGGAGGCAGUGAGUAGGACUUCCCUGACAGUGGUUGUAUACUGUGACGACGGACCACGGAUGAACUCGAGGAAGCUAUAAGAGGCUCAGAAGGAGCCGAAGAUAUUCCAUCUAAUCACCGUUAGGAAGGAUAUUCUAGAAUCCCUACGUGUAGCUUCCCGAUUGGACAAGGUAAUAACCCCCUGUAUGUGGAUUGGAGGACUAUAAUGAUGAUUUUUAUUCUUACUAAAACUAUAAAUACCUGACAAUUUGUACCCAUAAUUGACACUGUUUGGAAUAACAUUCCUUUCACUAGUCUUCUGUCUUCUCUUUGCGACUUGGAAGGGUUUUGGCGUUCGUGUGUUCAGUUGUACGCGUUAUAUCAAGUAAAUCAACCAUUUCUAGAUAUAACAUAUACGCGUGGCCAUGUGAUAACAUUUCGAGGGGAGAGUUGACUGUCCUCACCCUCGGCUGUACCCGGGCAUUUGGGGACGAUACGUGAUUUACUACCGAAGAUGGAGAACCAGAGUGGACUAGGCAAUACUUUAUUUCACACAAUAACAAACAGUUUACACUGAGUGAAUCGAAAAUAGAAAUCAACAACAUGAUAGGAAACCACUGUCAAUAGACUCAAUUUCUGUUUUUUCCCACGCUCAUUGGUCAACGAUUGUUCGCCUUCAUUAACUACGUAUCAAAGUUUCAAACUUGUAAUCUGAUUUUUAAAAUCAAAGCACUAGAACUACAGCCUCCACGUAACUAAUAUUUUACCAAUAAUUCUGUUAGUCAUGAGCGACAUAGAACGUGGCACAUGUAUACAGCCAGUGUUGUACCAUAUAACGGCAAGAUGCAAUUCUCAUGAUAAGUACCAAAGUAGUGAAAGCAGUAGUACUAAUAGUAUCAAUAAUAAAAACUAACAGUUUUAGAUAUAUAAAAGGUAGUUUGAGAAGAAUAAAUGUUCAAAAUAAAGUGUAUAAAAUAAUGUUAGAAUUCAGAAGAGAACGAGUGUAUGCGCGAAAUUGAUUGAAGAAACUCUCAAUAUUAGCGUUUCAACGUAUCAUACAGGAUUAACAUUUGCUGAAAUUAUCUUUGAAAAAAGACAGAGUUUUAUUCAUUUUCAGAGGUAGUAACGAAAGCAAUAGAUGAAGCAGUUAAAAACAGUUUAUCAGUUUCCAUCAUAAUGCAAUUAUAGUUUCAAUUGUCCAUUGAUAUCCUAUAACUCAGUUUUUACCUUAUGUUAUGGAUUUAAAAUUUGAACUUCAUCGUCAAUGUCAAGUACUAUGUUCGAGUCGCGAUGUGACCAUCAACACUGCAGUGCAGAUAAGUCCAGCUGAUGAGUCCCAAGUAGGACCAAACUCAUGAUGGUCAACAGAAUUAUUCUAGACUAAACUUUUUAUGGGGUCUUGAAAUUUUUCUCAAUGUUCAUCUCCUAAAUAACUGGUUAUUUAACAAAACCACUGGUAAAUCUUUCAUUAUGCAUACUAUAUUUUAAAUAGUUUACAUGAAAGAGUGCACUUCUAAUGAAAUCAAGUAUAAACAUCUAAAAGAUGAUUGAUAUAUAUGGGAUCAUUUAUGAUUAUUGUAAACUUUCAUAAGUUGAUAUUUUAGUAGGUUAAAAAUUACUAGAUGUCAAUUCAGAAAUUAACUCUUCUUCGUGGUAGUGUUCAGUCCUAGAUGAACACUUUGUUUGUUUGUAUUUUGUUUCUUGCCCCUAAGAUUUUCAGAAAUUUCAUCCUUUGUUUUUAUUCAUCAUUGUAUUACAUGUUAAUAAAUAUAAAAGACCUUUGUAUUAAUUUCUUAUUUGAAUUAAACUUUAAUUGAAAGGUUGUAACUUUUAGUUUCAUCAGAUUUUUAAUCUUCGUUAAAAUUUCCUACAGUUGAACGGAUCAUCAAUAUCUUUUAGAUUAAAGAGAAUUUUUUGUUUUAAAAUUUAUGUAGGGAAACUUAAUAGUGAUCAUCAAUGUGUGUUUUGAUUUUAUACCAUAGUUUCCAUUACUAUUCUGAGUUCUUCUUUAAGUGAACAACUGGAUGUUCCCAUUUUUUACGUGUUGUACACACAAACAACAUCAAAUCUUGAUUUAUAUAACAUGUGUCAACUACAUAAUUUCCAAUUCUGAUAACAGUAAUACUUUUGAAGAUUAUAUUUUAUGUGAGAUUAUUUGCUAACACUACAUAUACACUUCAUUUUUAGAUUAAAUCCGGACAAAGACGUGAUAGCCAACUUUCAUCAGGACUGCAUAGUUUGACCGAUAAAGUAUUAUCAUUACGUGAUAAUUUACGCACUGUACUUACUCGUCAUCAUCGUAUUUCACAAAUACACACUAAUAUAGAAGCAGUGGAUAAUCAAAAUUUACUAGAUACCUACAAUAACGACGGUGACAAUGAAUCUGAAGAUGAAAUAAUGAAUACGCAAAAUUCUUUCAUUGAAAAAUCAUUUAUCUCAUUAGGUGCACAAAAUUUUACGGAUAAUGAGAACAAUAUUUCUCUGGAGAUGCGAAAAGCGCGUAGCUGGAGUUCUCGAACAUGUCGAUAGUCAUCUCUAUUAUUUCUUCCAAAGAUUAGUUUUUUUCUGUUUUUGCAUCGUUUGAUUAGAUGACUCGAUGUUAGUUCCUAACUGCUUUUCUUUUUACCCAAAACUGAUUUAAAUAAAUAAAAUAUGAUACAUUCCUACAGGUUAGUCGAUAGUUGGCAUAUUUUACAGCCUUGAUGCAUUUCGUCUCGUCACUUGUUUGUUGAUUUUGUUUUUCUCACUUUUGGCGUCUCAUUGAUACACAAAUUUUCAUUUCUAAUUUCCAUUGGAAUUACUCUGCUGGGUCUCUCGAUCUGUAAUCUUAUUAUAUUGGGUUUUCUAUUUUGCUUCAUUUAAUUUCUUACUAUCUGUAAAAUUGUUAAUGCAUCCAAAUAUCACUUCUUGAUAUUAUUUCUCUUCUAAUUCUUGUUUUCGCCCUCAAAUUGUGUUAUUUCUUUCUCUGACUAUUGUGAUAUACCAUUACUUACUGAUAGGAAAACGUGUACAUGUUUGAAAAGAAAUUUUUGCUUUCUGUGAUUCCGUACUUAUAUAAACUUAAGCAGAUAAUAUUGAUGGUAAUGUUUUGCUUUUUUAUUGAAUUUUGAAAAUGACAAAGUUAAUUUGCUAUAAAUAGCUAAAUACUUUUUGUGUU